AUGAGCACUGUUUGUGUUGAGACUGUUUCUGCUACGCAGCAGGAACCAAAAGAACAGGAGCAGGAGAAAGUUGCUUUCAGACUUCCAGAUGGUAAGACUGAAUUGAAUAUCGAAACGACUGUGACGAAUCCGUCCGUCGCGUACGAGGUUCACCAUGCUGGAAAUAUCAUGUCUCGCUGGGUGAUGGACGGAACGACAGCGAGGGUAUCACCCGCCAUGGUCAAUGAGGACGUAGCAGCAUAUGACAGUUUGUUAUGGUUUGAGACGGCAAAUACAAACGCAUCGUCAAUUGCGUUUGGCGAAGCAGCGGAUCAGAACGAGCUUACUUUGCUCUGGACUUCAGUGUAUGCUCUAUGGCUACACCCGCAGUGGAGGGAGAAGGACCAGCUGGCCAUCGUUGUGAACAACAAGCGACUCGCGUCGUAUCUCAGAUGUACAGGACUUGGAAUGAUAUCUCCUUUCUCUCCAGAGAAGUCGACUACAACAGAGGUUCCCGGUAACGCCAUCUUUUGGAUUCCCCGUGAAUCAUUUUGGCAAGCUGCUGGAGCUCCAGAAUCCCAGAGUUGGCUCCGUAGCCGACCUGAGACUUCGGAGUUUCCCGGAUUCAAUGGUACCAACGGGACCUUUCCCAGUCAAUUGGGCUUCACUCGCCAGGGAAAUGUUUGCUCUGUUCAUCCAGUGCGGCCCCCAAAGCCCGCCCCUGGAACCCUUCUAUACUCUCGUUAUAUUGUUGAACUUGGCGAACAACUACGCAUCUACCAUAUCGACGCGAAUAACCCCGUGCACUUUCGAUCCUACGCGAAUUGGCAGAACUCGGAUCGCGUAAACACCGGAUGGAAUGAACGAGGCCCCGAUGAGCAUCACCGCAACUACCUGGCGUCGCAGCUAGCCGAUCCGCAUACAAUGUCCUGCGUCUUCGAAUGGGAUGGAGAGCUUGCUGGUUAUACCGAGAUUGGCUUUGCCAUGGAAGAUAACGCUUCUUGCUUCAUUGGUUCCAACUACAACAUCACUGUUGGUGAGCACGAUCAAAACACACAUUUCCUGGUCGGUGAGGAGAAGUUCCGUGGGGGGAAGCGUUACCAGGCUGCGUAUGGUUCCAUUAAGCAUCUUGCCUUUCUACGAGACCCGCGUACGAAGCAAAUAAUUGGUGAACCUCGGUAUAAUCAGGCCAACAUUCACAUUCAAUCGCGGUUCAUUCCGCUCGAGAAGAAGAAGCGCUUCCAUCUGCCGCACAAAACGUCCAUGUUGAUAUCCUUGCAGAGGGACCGAUUCUUCCAGGAGGGUCACUUUUUAUAA
Penicillium manginii is the source of this 1296-nucleotide messenger RNA. RefSeq names its product siderophore biosynthesis. The transcript has a single exon. Bases 1 to 1296 code for a protein of 431 amino acids. The record is from RefSeq and is a predicted model, not a curated record. Gene Ontology annotation, biological process: siderophore biosynthetic process. Lineage: Eukaryota; Fungi; Ascomycota; Eurotiomycetes; Eurotiales; Aspergillaceae.